AUGUCUGGUGAUGUGGACAAAGGUGUGGAUAGGAAAGGGAUAGAAGAUGAGAUUAAGCAUUUGACAAAUGAAUUAAAUGAAUCAAAAGAUAACAACUCGCAAUUGAGUGAUGAUCUCAAAGUCGCUAGAUCUAAUUUAACUCUUUCUGAAGCUAAUUUUGAAAUGCUUGAACAAGUUAUUCAUAAUGGUACUCGAUUCGCUGGUAGUAAUUCAUCUACCUCAUCUGACUCCAUUCAACUUAACAUACUCGAUCAACUCAAAAAGUUGAAGUCUCAGAAUGUUAUUCUCUCCCAAGAGAAAUCUCAACUUGAGGAGGAAUUUGAAUCUCUAUCUCAAGCUUUAUUCGAAGAAGCUAAUAAUAUGGUCGCUGAGGCUAGGAAAUCUAAAUCUCAGAUUGAAAAUUACAAUAACAACUUGGUUGAAGAAAACAAAUCUCUCAAAUCUAUAAUAAAAUCCUUACAAUCUGAUCAGAGUAAGCGAACCUCCCUUUCCCUGCCAAUGACUAUACCACCACCACCUAAACCUCCCAAUAUUUCAUCUUCUUCCUCUACUACUUCAAUUCAGACGCGUUCUUCCUUAAAAAAUAUUAACUUGAAAGACGAUGACUUUGACGAUGAUCUACAGCAAUCUGCUCCUAUCGUUCGACCAUCGAGUGAGAAGAAACCAAUCAAUUCUAUUCCUAUACCCAAUCAAUCUCCUCCAACUUCCCGUUUAAAUCGAGUCAGACAAUCUUGGUUUAGUAAAUUCAAUAAAGCCAACAAAGUUGAUGAUCCUUUUGAUCUAAAUGAAGGUUAUGGCGCUUUGAUGUCUUUGAACGUUGACGGAGAAGAAGAUAAUGAUGAUAAAGAAGUCUUAAUGGAUAAUCUUUCGAAUCAAGAUGAUAAAGCUGCUCAUCUUCCAAAGAGUCCCUCAUUUCCCACUUUAUCUCCUUCGAAUCAAGCAAAUGCUAAUUGGGUUGGUAAAACUAUUGAUAAGCCUUCCUUAAUUUCACAUAAAUCUGAUCCUUCCCUCUUUCCUCAAGGCGCUGAUCGACUCGGAGAUCACAUAACCUGCUAUGAUCCUUCCACCGCACAAUUCAUCGAUUUAAUCAAAUCUGAUAAUGCCUCUGAUAUCAAUGCGAAAAUCAGUUUAGCUAAAUCCUGUCAAAAUAGUUGGUCAGCUUCAUCCUGGUCACGCAGAUUCAAUGUUCUAAACACUCUUUUGGACUGGUUGACACGCGAUAUCGACAAUUUAGUUGAUGUUGCUUGCAGGGAUACUGGUAAAACUAAAAUCGAUGCUGCUUUCGGUGAAAUCUUGACAACCGCAGAGAAGAUCAAAUGGUCUUUAAAAAACGCUAAAUCUAUAUUGUCCCCUCAGUCCAGGCCGACUAAUCUGUUACUCGCUCACAAGUCCUCAAAGAUCUACUAUGAACCUUUAGGUCUCACCUUGGCUUCUGUUUCCUGGAAUUAUCCGGCUCACAAUUCACUGUCACCAAUUAUUUCAUCUUUAGUUACAGGUAAUGCUUGUAUCGUCAAAGCUUCGGAAUUUGUUGCGUGGUCCUCCAAUUGGUUUGUUGGAGCUGUCAAGGAAGCCUUAAGAGUGAAUGGUGAAGAUCCAAAUCUGGUUCAGCUCGUUGUAUGUUACCCAGAUAUCGUUGAAACACUGACAACUUCACGUGAUAUCGAUCAUAUUACCUUCAUUGGCUCAGAGCUUGUGGGUAAAAAGGUUGCUUCAGCCGCUUCUGUAAAUCUCAAGCCCUGUUGCAUUGAAUUGGGCGGAAAAGAUGCUGCCGUAAUUUUAAAAUCCACUGAUUUGCACUUUUUCGAAUCAACCUUUUUGAGAGCUACGUUUCAAGCAGCUGGUCAGAAUUGCAUUGGUAUUGAAAGGUUCAUUGUUCACAAUGACAUCUACGAUCAAUUUGUCAGUAGAAUGCACGACCGUAUCAAAGAUUUGCGUCUCGGAACGUCAUCUGGCAGUAAUACUUGCGUCGACGUUGGUGCAAUGAUAUCCAAUACACGAUUUCAGCAGCUGGAAGGCCUGAUAAAUGAUGCCGUUAAAUUGGGUGCAAAGGUUUUGCAUGGCGGUAAAAGGUACACUCAUCCAGAAUAUCCGAAUGGUCACUACUUUGAACCUACAUUGCUAGUCGACGUCACCUCUGAAAUGGAGAUAUUCCAUCAAGAAUUGUUCGCUCCUGUUAUGACAGUUAUAAAAGCCUCAUCAACUAAGGACGCCAUCCAUUUAGCAAAUAAUACAAGAUUUGGACUUGGUGGUGCAGUUUUCGGCAACGAUCAAGCAGAGUGUUCCUUAGUUGCUCAUAAUAUGAAAUGCGGUAUGGUCAGGUAA
Wallemia ichthyophaga EXF-994 is the source of this 2322-nucleotide messenger RNA. RefSeq names its product Putative aldehyde dehydrogenase-like protein C21C3. The coding region runs from base 1 to 2322 and encodes 773 amino acids. Gene Ontology annotation, molecular function: aldehyde dehydrogenase (NAD+) activity. The transcript has 10 exons. Lineage: Eukaryota; Fungi; Basidiomycota; Wallemiomycetes; Wallemiales; Wallemiaceae. The record is from RefSeq and is a predicted model, not a curated record.